AUGGAGGUUUUGGCGAAGUUGGUCUGUUUCCCUCCUUUGGGCCAACUGACCGUCAUUGGAAGGAAACAACGAGAAAUUGAGUUCACUGUCCUCCUGGAAGCAAGCAAGUCUUUGCCAGAAGUUGCAUGGGAAGUGUCUGUCUGGCAUAACUGUCCCACGAAGCCGACUGAAGACUCCAAUACAUGGGAGAAUUUACCACUUGUUCCGUCUGCCAACACACCUUUUACUCUAAUUGGCGCUUCCGCACCCAUAUCCUAUAACUAUAGCUUCUCAGCGCCACUCAAGCUUGACCCUGCCCCUAAUGCUGACAAUCUGGCAUAUUUUACGAUCAAAUUUCGUGCUGGUCCCAACGUGCCAUGGCAGUGGAUGAAAGACCAAUUCGGAAUCUCAGAUGGAUCCCUUCUAUUUUCACAAGGAAGUCAGGAUAAGCUGACGCAUACUUGGGCGUCAUCAAUCUUUGGCGACGAACACCUACAGCAAUGGCAAAUAACAUCACUUCAGAGCCAAGCCCCAGGAGCUACCCUGUUCAAAGUUGAAUCUAAAGACCCCAUACCAAGGAAUAGUGCCGAUGAUGCCAAGUAUGAAAGUAAGAUAUUUGGGUCGUCUAAUACUGGCUUUUGCCGUUAUAUGGCUUUGGUAAGAAUAUGGAGCCCCUGGCUUGCACCUCGGCAUGGGGAGCGCAGGUUCCACAUCACUGAAGAUGCUCUCUUGUGUUCUUUCCUUACUUGUGAAGGGCAACAUGCCGUGCUCUUACCAAUUAACGGAGUCAAUGAUACAGUGACUGUUUUCAGGUCAGACGCAGAUGGUCAUAUCAUAGUUGCGGCUAGAAAUGAUGGCAGAGUGGAAGGUAAAUUCGAGUUCCUUGCCGCUGUGUCAGAUGACUUUGAGGUAGCAAAUGCCGCAGUUAUGUACGAGGCACGGAGAAUUAUUCUUCAGAGCAGAUCAUCAACCGAGCAGGUGUCUCUUGAUGCUGCCCAUGUGAAGACCGAGUCUAUAGAUUCAACCACUAUACUCAUUUCAAAAGAUGAUGCUAGCAACGGCACACAGUCCGAGCCGAAACCACAAUGGCUUGAGGAAUGGUACGAUGGAUUGACCUACUGCACUUGGAACUCCCUUGGACAAGACCUGACCGAGGAAAAGCUUUUCGUUGCACUCGAUGAUUUAGCUGCAAAUGGCAUCCAUGUCUCUGGUUUGAUCAUUGAUGAUAAUUGGCAAUCGCUUGAUGGGAUGCAAGGAAAGACUUCCCAAUUUCAACGCGGCUGGACUGACUUCGAGGCAAACAACAAAGGCUUUCCUCAAGGCCUCAAGCCAACUGUCGCAAAAAUCAAGGAUAAGCAUCCAGCAAUCAGCAAUGUCGCAGUCUGGCACGGCCUGCAUGGCUACUGGGGCGGAAUAUCGCCUUCUGGCACCAUCGCAAAGAGUUACAAAACCAUUGAACUGGAAAAGGAUGCUAGAACAGCGGGAGGCAAAAUGCUUGCUGUGGAUCCAUCAGAUAUCCAUCAAAUGUACGAUGACUUCUAUAAAUUCCUGGCGUCUUGCGGCGUAACUUCAGUCAAAACAGACGUGCAAUUCUACCUGGACUUGAUUACAUCGACAGCAGAUCGAAGGGCUUUUACAACGGCAUAUCAGUCGGCUUGGACCACCGCACAUCUACGUCAUUUUUCUGGAAAGGCCAUCUCUUGUAUGAGCCAGAUUCCGCAAAUCUUGUUUCAAUCCUUCCUGGCUGUCAACACUCCUAGAAUCCUCCUCCGUAACAGCGACGACUUCUUCCCCACCAUUCCGGCGUCGCAUCCUUGGCAUAUCUUCUGCAAUGCCCAUAAUGCUCUUUUUGUGCAGCAUCUCAACGUCCUUCCAGAUUGGGAUAUGUUUCAGACCUCGCAUCCUUAUUCCUCCUUCCACGCUGCAGCAAGAUGCGUGAGUGGCGGUCCAAUCUACAUCACCGAUACACCUGGAGACCAUGACCUUGAUCUCAUUGCGCAGUUCACGGCGCAAAAUGUGCGAGGUCAGACAGUCAUCUUACGACCCAGCGUGGUCGGCAAAACAAUUGAUAUCUAUGAUCCCUACUACGAGGGUCGGAUCCUAAAAGUAGGCACCUACAACGGAGCCGCACAGACCGGGAAUGGCAUUCUCGGCCUCUUCAACGUCUCAGACCAUGAAAUCAGCGCUCUGAUACCAAUCACCGACUUCCCUGGCGUGCACGCUGCAUCCUCAGAAGAAGAUAUGAGGUUUAAAUCAGGACCUUCUGGACAGUUUCUUAUCCGCUCUCACGUCAAAGGCCAAAUCUCCCAACCCAUCACCCCAACGGCUCCCACCUCUCCUUCGAACCUAACUUUAGUCACCCUCCCCAUCCGUGGUUACGACAUCCUAACCGUGCACCCAAUCUACGAAUUUUCCUUCUCAACCGCAAUCGCAGAACCCCAACCACAUCGACACCCUGCCUCCACCACAGCUCCAACAAAAAGAAACCCAAUACCAACAUCCAUCGCAAUCCUCGGUCUCCUAGGCAAAAUGACCGGCGCAUGCGCCAUCACAUCAACCUAUUUCGAACCAUACAACAGCAGCAGUAGUAAAAACUUGAGGAUGUACAUCUCACUCAAAGCGCUAGGUACAUUAGGCAUCUGGAUGUCAGAUCUGGGAGAGAGGAGUGUAGAAGAAGGAUUUUUGGUCACGAUUUUGGGGAAGGUGGUGCCGAGGGAAAGGGUUGAGAGGAAAAUCCUAGGUGAUGCGGGAUGUCGGACGGAGGAGGACGAUAGCAAGGCGAAGGCAGGGGUGUUGGAGAUUGAUCUGUUAGGGGCUUGGAAGGAUAUGGGGCUAGAGAGUAGAUGGAGUAACGAGGUAAGUGUUGGUGUGUUUAUACAUUCUGGGAUGGGUAAAGAAGGAGAUGGAGAUGACCGAGGAGAAGAGUUAUGA
Messenger RNA from Endocarpon pusillum Z07020, 2910 nucleotides. RefSeq lists its product as uncharacterized. The record is from RefSeq and is a predicted model, not a curated record. NCBI's taxonomy places the organism in Eukaryota, Fungi, Ascomycota, Eurotiomycetes, Verrucariales, Verrucariaceae. The coding region runs from base 1 to 2910 and encodes 969 amino acids. The transcript is spliced from 2 exons.